This is a messenger RNA of Suillus fuscotomentosus, 2226 nucleotides long. RefSeq lists its product as uncharacterized. Bases 1 to 2226 code for a protein of 741 amino acids. The record is from RefSeq and is a predicted model, not a curated record. The transcript has 7 exons. Lineage: Eukaryota; Fungi; Basidiomycota; Agaricomycetes; Boletales; Suillaceae.
AUGAAACACCGCGAUGUCCCUCCAUUCGCCGAUCAUAAAGAUCUCCACAAUGUCAUAGAUGCGACACAGCUUGGUGAUGUCCCCUGGCAAUCUUUCUCGGUUCAGUACACAGGAGAAUGCCCUGAGGUUGUCCCGCCAUGGAUGGAUGAUGAAUUUGAUGUCUGGUAUAGGGACCCUCGCGCGAUGGCGCACAACAUACUAGCCAACCCCACCUUCAAAGAUGAAAUCGACUAUACGCCAUUUCGUGAAUACGAUGCAUCGGACAAGACGCGCUGUUGGAAAGACUUCAUGUCUGGAGACUGGGCAUGGAAACAAUCAGACAUCAUAUCAAAAGAUCCAGAGACGCAUGGAUCUGCGUUAGUCCCAAUCAUUCUCGGUAGUGAUAAGACUACCGUUUCUGUGGGCACUGGUAACAACGAGUACUAUCCCCUCUAUGCCUCGAUCGGCAAUGUACGCAACAGUGUACGGCGUGCUCACCGCGAUGCUCUUGUCAUAAUCGGUUUCCUCGCCAUACCCAAAACUGACAAGAAGCAUUCAAAAGAUGAUGCGUUUCGGAUAUUUCGUCGCCAGCUAUUCCACAGCUCGCUAUCUGCCAUUCUCUCUAGCUUGAAAUCCGCAAUGACCGAAUACGAAGUUGUGCGCUGUGGAGAUGGACAUUUUCGGCGCAUUAUAUACAGUCUAGGACCCUACAUCGCGGAUUACGAGGAACAACUAGUGCUAUCCUGUAUUGUUAAGCAUUGGUGCCCGAAAUGUAUUGCAGUUCGAACGAACCUCGACAAUGGUGGCAUGGAUCGCUGUCGUGAGCACACUGAGUUCCUUAUUGGUGAGCUACAUGGGGAUGUAUUAUGGGAUGAAUUCGGUAUCAUUGGUGAUCUCGUCCCCUUUACAAACGACUUCCCCCGAGCAGAUAUCCACGAGUUACUGUCAUUCGACCUCCUCCAUCAGCUCAUCAAAGGUGCUUUCAAAGACCAUCUCGUCAACUGGGUAGCAAAGUACCUCAAGGCUGUGCACGGGACCAGGCGGGCGGAGGAGAUUAUGAGCGACAUAGAUUGCAGAGUCGCUGCUGCACCAUCAUUUUCUGGUCUACAACGAUUUCCUCAAGGCCGCGACUUCAAACAGUGGACGGGUGAUGAUUCGAAAGCGCUCAUGAAGGUCUUUCUUCCAGCUAUUGAAGGCCAUGUGCCUGGAGAUAUGGUUCGCGCAUUUCGCGCAUUGUUAGAAUUUUGUUAUCUUGCGCGGCGCGAUGUUGUCACCGAAGAUACCCUGAACCAGAUGCAAGACGCACUUCACCGGUUCCAUCGCUAUCGCCAGAUAUUUGAUCUCGUUGUUCCUACCUUCUCACUCCCUCGCCAGCACUCAAUGAUUCAUUAUACGGACAUGAUUCGACUUUUCGGUGCCCCGAACGGACUAUGCUCGUCAAUCACAGAAUCAAAACAUAUCAAGGCUGUAAAGGAGCCUUGGCGUUGGUCAAGCAGGCAUAAUGCUCUUGGUCAGAUGCUUGUAACCAAUCAACGCCUUGACAAGCUUGCAGCAUCCCGCGUGGACUUUGAUGCACGAGGGAUGCUCACUGGCACUAUUUUAUCAAUAGCGGCGUUAGCACACGAAGUUGCUGUUCCAGAUCUGCGACGCCUCAUUCGACACUUUUUGUUCACUCAGCUCAACCAAGAUGAUCCCCGCGAUCCUGCAGAUGUCCCAACUGGUAGCUUGCCUCGGCAUGAAGGCAAGCUCCAGGUCUUCAAUUCUGCUGCCGCAACCUUCUUUGCUCCCAGCGAUCUGAGUGGUACUGGUGGCAUGCGACGGGAACAUAUCCGUGCAUGUCCACUCUGGAGAAACGAGUACCUGCGCAAUGACUGUGUGUUCAUCGACACUGAUUCGGACGCUCAAGGCAUGCGAGGACUCGAAGUUGCGAGAAUUGUAUGCUUCUUUUCUUUCAAGCACAACUGGGAAGUAUAUCCAUGCGCUCUCAUUCAUUGGUUUGAGAAGAUUGAUGAUUGUGCUGACGAAGACACUGGCAUGUGGAUGGUCCGUCCCAGUUUCCACAAGGGUGGUUCCCGGAACCUUGCUGUUAUUCAUAUCGAGACGGUGUUCCGUGCAGCACACCUGAUACCUAUGUACGGUUCGGAGUACAUCCCUCACGACCUUAAGUUCUACCAUUCCAUUGAUUGUUUCCGCUCAUUUUAUGUCAACAAGUUCGCUGAUCAUCAUGUGUUCGAGAUAGCCUCCUGA